AUGCUUUUGUUUACCGCCGAACCGUUUGUUUCGCAAAAAAGGAAAAAAGGGUGCAACAGUGCAAGAAAAGACUCGAGUUGUGUAAUGUUGCGAUUAAUACGAAUAUGCAGUACAGCAGCAUCGAUAGCACCGAAAUGGCCCCAACCAGCCAGUUUCCUCCUUCGGUACAGUACAUUUUCCCCGCGGGAGUUCCACUACGAAACAUCGGACGGUGAAAAUGGUACACUGAUGCAUCGCUUCUCCCGGCACGUGUCCCACACGAAGCGUGAUUUUACCGACACAACCAAGUGCAGCUUAAAGGUGUCCAAUUUCUACCCGCUACCGGAUGUGGGCACCUACGGGCAGCAGAUACGCGAUCUGGCAACCGUCGACCUGGCCAAGCUGAUCGCCUUUACGACCGAUUUCCGCAGCAAAACGGAUGUACGAUCGUACACGGAAGUCGUGAACGCACUGGACGAGGAGUGUGUGCGCCGGGUCCCGAGGGCAACGACGGGUGAACUGUUGGAAAUGUUGCACUGCUUCAUGUACCUGCUGCCGAACAAAAUCGCCCAGCUAAAGUCGUACCAGGCGGCCCUGCCGAAGCUGAUCGAGCUGUUCGACGGUGCGGAAAACGAGCGAGACUUUCUGUCGAUCGUUUUCUUCCUCGGCAUGUGGAAGCGCAACAAAACGGGGGCGAUGCUGAUGAAAGAAUUUCUGCAGCAACAUCUGCCCCGCUACCUCACACCGGACAUGAGCCGGAUGGAUUUCGUCAUACUGGCGAAUGCAACGUACAAAACGAGUCUUCGAAUGGUGGACGAAUCGGAUGCGUUUAAGAGCCGGCUAGUGAAGGAGAUUGUUGAAUUCGGGAAUGAAGACGAUUCGGCACUGCUGGUGACGCUGAUAAAAUGUGCCCGUAUGAAUCGGCUCGCCUCCGGGGAGAUAGUGGAGAAGGUGCACUCAUUCACGGAGUCCAACAUCGACAGCAAGGAGCUAGAUUUCCGUGGCCUUGCGCAUUUGUUCGCCUACAUAGCGGACAAUCGGAUAAAGGACGACACUCUGGCGGGCCUGUUCGUGGAAGGAUGCUGGAGCCGAUUCGAUGCGGAGGUGAAGAAGAACGGAUUCGAAACACAGUCACAAUCCUGCCGGCCCAAGGAUAUCGCAACGUUUCUGUGGAGCUGUGCCACACUCGGUGUGCCGAUCGAAUCAUACCCCGAAGUGAAAAUGAACCUACUCGAAAAGGCAAUACGGCUCAAGGUGGAAGCCGGCGAGUAUCGGUACAGCUCCGAUUUGCUUGUCGAUACGAUUCUUUCGCUGUGGAUUUGUGACCGCAAAUCGAUCGCCCUCUUUCGGUUGCUGUUCAAAGAUAAAGCGCUGGUGCAGAACCUUCGGAAAGAGCGUGCCAAGCUGGAAUCACGCAAGGAUUUGCUGCUUACCUGUGCGGAAAUCGAUUUGCCCGAUGCGUGGGACAUGAUUAAGUCGGUACGCAAGCCUUCGGCCGAUGCAUUUGCGCUGGAUCGUGCGGCGCCCGAGUUUCUGGUACGGCCUGGGCUGAAGAAAGUGGCCGAAUGUUUGCACCGGUUAAAGGAAACGAAACAAAUUCCGAUCGUGGCGAUACAUUUCAAUGCACCAGUGAAGCAUUUAAACAUAGCGGGGAUUCUGGUAAAGUUGGCUGGUGGCGAGAUGAAAAAUGUGGACGUUCUUGAUGAGCGGCACUGUCUGAGCGAUCGGGAAUCGCCCGUGGGGCUCAUGAAGCUGAAAGCACGAAUACUAGAAGAUAAGGGCAUCGCCGGAGGAAUAGUUAAUAUCUGCAGGCACGAGACGGCAGAAGCGUUGGAGGAGGAACUUAGACGGAUAUUGCUAGAGCCAAAGGAACAAAGAUGAGUGAAUUUAGUGCUAACUAGUAGAUCAAUAAAACGCCCAAAGGAUCCUGGAGCAGUUCCCGGGUCAACUUA
Molecule: messenger RNA, 1931 nt
Organism: Anopheles merus
Lineage: Eukaryota; Metazoa; Arthropoda; Insecta; Diptera; Culicidae
Exons: 2
Coding region: 1-1860 (619 amino acids)
Source: RefSeq, a predicted model, not a curated record